This is a messenger RNA of Cyprinus carpio (common carp), 1592 nucleotides long. RefSeq names its product protein TALPID3-like. NCBI's taxonomy places the organism in Eukaryota, Metazoa, Chordata, Actinopteri, Cypriniformes, Cyprinidae. Gene Ontology annotation, cellular component: centriole; ciliary basal body. The record is from RefSeq and is a predicted model, not a curated record. Bases 461 to 868 code for a protein of 135 amino acids. Gene Ontology annotation, biological process: smoothened signaling pathway. The transcript has 5 exons.
CCAGACAGAUUUCCUGUGGGCACACCGGCUACCACACCAAUCCAUCUCCCACCAGGGUGGCCACACCCUCACCUCCUCCAGCCAAUCAGAGCCCAAAUUCAGCCAGCCUGCAGAACCACCCAUGGGGAGGAACAGAGCUCCCCCUGGAGGAGGAAGAACCACACAGUGAGAGGCAGGAACAGCCUUCAGCGUCAGUGUCAGUUGUGAUGUCUGUAGCCCAGGAGGACGAUGAGGAAGAAUCAGUCAUCCAUUCAUCUCCACCUCUCCCUUCCAAACCCAAGACUUCUCCACCUCCUCUUCCUCCUGUGAGCCAGGAACCUCCUCCUGCUGCCCCCCUUGAAUCCUUCUCCUCCUCCCCCUCCUCAGAGGUGAGCAGCUCUUGUACCAGUGUGACUGUCCGGAGACGGAGACGCCAGCCAGACACAUCUCAGAGGGAGAGCUGCUGCUCACUCACGGCCAGAUGGCGGCAGUCAGAGUUCUGACAGAAGAAGGAGUCCUUCUGCCUAAUUUGAUGACCAGCCUGAACAGUUCCCUGCAUGGAGUCCAAGAUAUGGAUUAUGAUCCGCCCAGUGAAGGUCAGGUGAUCGGAGCUCCACGCCUUCCUGCUCAUCAUGAUCCCGUCCUGUCUCUGUUGGCCAGAAUGGAACACGGCCUUGUUAACCAAUUAAAAGCAGCCAGAGUAGGUGGUGCUAGAGGAUGUUUAAAAAAAGGACACAUGAUCACAGGGUCAGAGGCCGCUUCUGACGAGCGCAGCGGAGAUUGUGCUGACCGGACACUCACUCAUGGAUCAGCAGAGAUACACACAGCUCAGGACCACAGAGAUCUCACCACACACCACACUCUCGUCACCUGGACAAGUGCUCGCUGACCACAUGGGUAAAAACAUCACUCAGACAGUCAGCACACACAGACUGCACUUUUACAACAGUAAAUAAAUAAAUAAAACUUGACUCAGAAUUGAUUGACUUUGUUACGUCACUUGCCUUAAGCAAUAACAGUUAAGCCAGUGUGAUAUGUUAAAGGUUUCUAUGUGUGACGCAUGUAUUGCAAACAUAUAAACAUCAUUUCAAAUUUUUACAUUGUUAUUCCUGUCGCAAUUAAUCUCUUGUUUUGCCCAUCAACUCCUGCAGCCAUUUGGGUGGCCAAGUCCCCUUCCUGUAUGGCUUUGGCAGUGUUACUGGCCCUCUGUGGGUCGUCUCUAAUGGGGCAUAUCUCACACUACCCGUGUUAUUUGGACACAGGGAAUUAAGCUGUUUUUGCUUCAGAUUCUGUGUGAAAGAGCGAGCUGAGGCUGACACAGGGGAAGCCAGGCGGUCUGGAUACUUCAUCAGAAUUCAGGCUCAGGGAACCAGGCGGAAACGAAUCCCAUUCCCUCUCUGAGCAUCCUCCUCUUGAACAGUGUCCAAACACAACCGCAAAGACGCUGCGCUCUCCCUACUAAUGCUUAAUCGAUUAUUCCCUUCGCAAUGUGCGUCCUUCUGCUGAACUUAAAAAUUAAUCUAAAGUAGAGAUCGACUAAUAAAGUUUUUUUAUUUAAUGCUAGAAAACUUACGAUGCAGAACUGAUAUAUAGUUAUUUUAUUUGUGCUUUUA